Molecule: messenger RNA, 3891 nt
Organism: Porites evermanni
Lineage: Eukaryota; Metazoa; Cnidaria; Anthozoa; Scleractinia; Poritidae
Source: the annotation of a GenBank genome assembly
CUUGAACUCAGAGAAUAUCAGAAGGAACUAGCAGAACCAGCAAUCCAAGGCAAAAAUACCAUCAUCUGCGCACCCACCAAGAGUGGAAAAACGUUUGUGGCGAUAGAAAUAGCAAAGAAGCAUCUCGAAAGGUUGAACAGCGAUUACGAGCAGUUAGGUACGCUAAAAAGUAGUAGUAGUUAAGAAUUUGUUAGAAAAGACCUUUUGAAGCACGAAAUCGGGAAAGGACACAAAUGGAUCCACGCGGCUUUGCUGUCAAUUGACUUUGAAAAAUCUGGAGGGUGCGAAUCGCGAAUAGUUUCAGAGCAAAAAGUAUCGACUUUUUUUUGUACACAAGUAUGCGUACUCGUAAAACGCGGUAAUCCAGCUCUGGAGUUUUCUCUCCAGCUUUUCUUUUUAAUUGAAUGAUAAUAACAAAACAGAAAAGACAAAAGAGAAGACUUUCAGGGGUAUUAACGGAGAAAUAGAAAGCCCUCUUUGUACUUUGAGCAAUAAUUGUUCAAUUGACUCAGUUGAAUUUACUUUAAUAUAAUUUAAAUUUUCUGGCCCCAGUUGUUCAAACGUUGGAUAACGCUAUCCACCGGAUAAAUCACUAUCCAAUGGAUAAGUAUUCGGGAAACUAAUUGCGCUAUCUGUUGGAUAGUGAUUUAUCCGAUGGAUAGUGCUAUCCACCUUUUUGAACAACUGGGGCCUGGUUAGUUUUGUGUUUAUUGUAUAUCUUCGGAGAGACGUUGACCUUCCAGCUUAAGUCAGGGGGUGAAUUGUCCUGGUUAACACAGACGUGCUUUGCCUGUUUUCACAUAUUCCAAUAUUUCCCGAUUAUAAGCUAUUUCAUAACCUUUACGCUUUUUUAUAAAGAUUAAUUUGUUGGUGUCAAUAAGGUUUUCUUUUUCUGCAUGCACUGGCGGGGAUAAUAGAAUUUGCUCUUUAUUUAGUCACCUUUUUGUGCAAUAAUCGAGAAACCAAAGGAAAUCUCUUCUUUGAAGGUAGUUUGGAUAUUUGACACACUCUGUUGUAAAGUUUAAUUAAUAAUUAAAUUUACCUUUGAAUAUCUUCAAAAAUUAUUGCUCGUUUUUAAAGCUACAUCAAACACUCCACUCAUUCUUUCCUGUCAUAUCCAGUCAUCCCAAGGUCGUCCUAAAGAAACGGGGCUGCGCUUCGUUUUUAACCCAAUUUAUGGUUAUCAGAUGAUACAGUACGACUUCGGUGUGAUGAUUUUUUUCAAAUCUUAUUUUAAAUAGCAUCCAGAAACACCAAUAUAAAGAAAGGUCGAGUGGUAUUUAUUGGUCGUACAGUGAAUCAUGUCCUACAGCAAAAGGAAAGAUUUGAGUAUUUCUUGAGUUACAAGUAUCCUGUAGGCGAAAUCUCCGGAGCUAGUUCAACAGACUUUCCGCUCAAGUACCUCUUACAAAGCUACAAUGUUGUGGUGACGACGGCCCAGGUUCUUGUCAACGCACUGAACAGUAAAUACAAAGAGGAACGAGUUGAGCUGAAAGACAUCAGUCUGUUGUUAUUUGAUGAAUGCCAUCACGCUCAUAAGGAGCAUCCUUACAACAAAAUCAUGGAAAGGUACCUCGCCUUAAAGUCUCAGCCAGGAUACCAGCACUGCUUACCACAGGUAUCACACAAUGCGUGUCCACUUAAAGUUAAAGCUCUCAUAAGCGACUACCUCUUGAAUUCAUAACUAACGUAACUAGAGCUGGUCGUUUACGAGAAUGUGCUCCCUUGAGCGAGCGUGUGAUGAACCUGUUGAGAGUCGCAGCUUACGAGAGCUUUUAGUAGAAAGGCUGUUGUUAAUUACCAACACAUCCAGGUUAAAAUAGUAUAGUUCUUAAAACUAUGAAAGGUUUUAAUAACAUGUAGUGACGUGAUACAACUCACUUUGACUCUGACGAUGACUACCGCACCGCUAGUCGAAACGUCAGUCACUGUCAACAACAACAGUCCCAUUCAGGACUACGUUCACCAAAACGACCAUACUCAACCUACUUAUUAAAUAGCUCUUGUUUAUUACUUAUCACGAUCGAAGUUACCGAUCCAUGCCUUGGUGCUUACGUUGUGUAUUACCCAAAAUUUGGUCAAUAAGUAAAAAUAGUUUUAUUCAAGUGUAUGAUUUUCAUGCAUCAUUUUUACCUCUUGCUGUUCGUGUGUAGAUCGUCGGGCUGACUGCUUCGUUUGGUACGGGUAAAGCACCGAGUAGGGACAGAGUGGAAGAACAUAUAAUUCUCGUAUCUGCAAAUUUAGAUGCUGAAACCAUUUCUACUGUGAGGAAAAACCAGACCGAGCUUAAGAAGUACGCAAACAUUCCUGAACGAGCGACUCAUCACGUGGAAAAGAAAAAGCAAGAUCCAUUUGAGAAAAUCAUCUAUAAGGUAGCGUUGGCAAUUAAUUCUUGUCAAGACUGAGAAUAUUAUAUUAGUCUUGCUUUAACAGUUACGAGCCAUCUGGUUUCUCUUACUCGUGACUUGGAAGGUUGGAUACUUUAUUUUUACCUUGCAUGAAGGUAAAUUCGUUAAGCACACUAUUCAAAUUGAAUCUUAGUGCUGUUUAAUUCAAAACACCAGUUCUCGGACAAGGUUUCCCAAGUCAUGGUUCAAUUGACCCUGCCUUAUCUAAAAAGUCAUCUAACCAUCUAUUUUUUCACCCUUAUAUUUGCGAUCAAAAGAGUUAGUCACAUUGAUCAAACGAGCGAGCAGAAAAUUAGUUUGGUCUGGAAUUUGAGCAAGGUACAAAUGACAAUUAUCAACUCGCACCGUAACUUUGCUGUUGUCUAUUAUACCCUUUUUAAUUACCAAAGGGUGGCCAGUUUGUUUUAGUUUACUUUAUCUUUCUUUUUUUAAGGUUAUGACAGCAAUAGAGGCCAGGAUCAAGAAAUUGAAAGGCAAGUCCUUUAAGGCAGUGCCCUCAGACAAAGGAGGUCAACAGUAUCGUCAGUGGGUUGAAGAAUUCUACAAAGAUGCGGUGGCGGUUGGUGACAGGUACCUGGUGACCUACGCAGAACAUCUCCGUGAAUAUCACAUCUCGUUAACUUUGAAUUCAAACACAAGAAUAAAGAAUGGUCAGAGAUAUCUCCAGACAUACUUCGCUUCGUUGGAUAGAGAAAAGUUCACGUCAAUCGAUGAAAAUCUGGAAAAGCUCUUCCAGAAGGCUAUGGAAGCGUUAGACAAAUUCAUCGAAAGGAAUGGCGAGCCUGAAAAUCCGAAGCUAGCGAAACUUAAAGAAUUGCUGUUGGACAACUACAAAGAGCUUCAGCUAAGCGACAAUGGCAAGCAAAUCAAGGCGAGGAAAAACAGAAAUGGAAGUGAAACCAUUGAAGACUGGGCAGAUGAUAAUGGUCCAAAGAAGGUAGGCAACAAGCAAGAUGCAAUGAAUGGAGACGUGGAAGCUUUCAAACUGGCUGAUGAUAACAACACUGGAGCAACUAAAAGCAAAGGUGAAAAGGCAGGGAAUAAGUCCUGUCAAGAAGAAAAUGCCGUAAAAGAUGAUGACAAGACAGCAAAUAUCAGCUUGAAGACAAAGCAAUUCGGUUCUGACACUACUGAGAAUUCCUUCCAUGUCAUAUCCAAUCAAAAUAACAAGCCCGAGGAAAGUGACAGUGGAAUUUUGUGUGUACACGAAGCUGAUACUGCUGAGGGUUCCCCGUCAGACGUCACGGCGGUGCAGUCAGAUUUACCGGACGUAAGUGACAGUGAAGAAAAGGAUGACCGUAAAGACGUCAUUACCGAGGGUUCCUCGUUUGACAAGGCGAACAAAGAAGAUAAGCCUGAGCAAACGGAAGCCGGCCGUCAUCCAGAGUGGGACGGUCCAAAAGGAAUUUUGUUCACUAGCACUCGUGAGGCAACAGAAGCACUCCUGGACUGGAUAAAAGAGACUAAAGAACUUAACGCAGUG